UUCAGGCAUUUGUGAAAGAUGUCCAUGAAGAUUCAAUAACUGUUGCAUUUGAGAAUAACUGGCAGCCAGAGAGACAGAUUCCAUUCCACGAUGUCAGGUUCCCUCCACCUACAGGGUACAAUAAAGAUAUAAAUGAAAGUGAUGAGGUUGAGGUUUAUUCCAGGGCUAACGAAAAGGAACCAUGUUGCUGGUGGCUGGCUAAAGUGAGAAUGAUAAAGGGUGAGUUUUAUGUAAUAGAAUAUGCUGCUUGUGAUGCUACCUACAAUGAAAUUGUCACAAUUGAGCGUUUGAGAUCUGUCAAUCCUAACAAACCUGCAACCAAGGAUACUUUUCAUAAGAUUAAGCUUGAUGUACCUGAAGAUUUAAGGCAGAUGUGUGCUAAAGAAUCUGCCCACAAAGAUUUCAAAAAGGCAGUUGGGGCAUUUUCUGUAACCUACGAUCCUGAGGCUCAUCAACUUAUCAUUUUGUCUAUUAAUGAAGUAACAACAAAACGUGCAAAUAUGUUAAUUGAUAUGCACUUUCGAAGUCUUCGGACCAAGUUAUCCUUGAUAAUGAGAAAUGAAGAAGCAAGCAAACAACUAGAGAGCUCAAGGCAGCUUGCUUCAAGAUUUCAUGAGCAGUUUGUUGUACGUGAAGAUCUGAUGGGUCUCGCUAUUGGCACUCACGGAGCUAACAUCCAGCAAGCCCGGAAGGUACCAGGAGUGACAGCAAUUGAUCUUGAUGAGGACACUUGUACAUUCCAUAUUUAUGGGGAGGAUCAAGAUGCAGUGAAGAAGGCCAGAAGUUACCUUGAAUUUGCUGAGGAUGUCAUCCAGGUCCCAAGAAACUUAGUAGGAAAGGUUAUAGGGAAAAAUGGAAAACUCAUUCAAGAGAUAGUGGAUAAAUCUGGAGUUGUGAGAGUGCGAAUUGAGGCUGAAAAUGAUAAAAAUAUUCCACAGGAAGAGGGAAUGGUCCCAUUUGUCUUUGUGGGAACCAAGGACAGCAUCACAAACGCCACCGUUCUCUUGGAUUACCACCUCAAUUAUUUAAAGGAAGUGGAUCAGCUCUGUUUGGAGAGGUUGCAGAUUGACGAGCAGCUUCGACAGAUUGGGGCCACCUCAAGGCCACCCCCGAAUCGCCCCGAUAAAGAAAAGGUGUAUAUGUCUGACGACGGUCCCAGUCUCGGAAGAGGUGGCCGACCUUACAGGAACCGAGGCCACAGCAGGCGUGGUCCAGGCUACGCUUCAGGAACUAACUCUGAAGCAUCCAAUGCUUCUGAAACAGAGUCUGAUCACCGAGAUGAGCUGAGCGACUGGUCCUUAGCCCCAGCGGAGGAAGAGCGAGACAGCUACCUGCGCAGAGGGGAUGGGCGAAGGCGUGGAGGAGGCGCCCGCGGCCAAGGCGGAAGAGGCCGGGGAGGGUUCAAAGGAAACGAGGACCAGUCCAGGACAGACAACCGUCAACGCAAAUCAAGAGAUGCUAAAGGGAGAACAGAUGGCUCACUUCAGAUCAGAAUUGACUUCAAUAAUGAAAGGAGUGUCCACACUAAAACCUUACAGAAUACCUCCAGCGAAGCUAGCCGGCUGCGGACGGGUAAGGAUCGUAACCAGAAGAAAGAAAAAUCGGACAGCGGAGAAAGUCAGCAACCGUUGGUGAAUGGCGUGCCCUAAACUGCAUAGCUCGAGAAGUCGUAUUUCCUAAACUGUUCCAGUAAAUCUUAUUCCACAUUAGAGAAACUUGUUAGGCCAAAGACAAAUAGUAGGCAAGAGGGCGGCAGGGCAUGAAAUAUUAAAACUUUAAAAACAAAAACAAAAAAAAAGUUCUGUUAGCCUUUUUUUAACAUCAGCAGUAUGCAGUUUUCUUUUUUCAAAAUAAGACAUUAUACUUGCAUUAAAAUACCUUGAACUUCUGAAAAAAAAACAAUGCUUUCAAGUACAUAUUGCACUUCAAACAAUGAAAGAAUUCCUUUUGUUUGUUUUUAAAAAAAAAUACUGAACUGUGCAUUGGUAUUUCUGUUCAGUUGUACCAUUUUAACGCAUCUGGUCAAAAUCACUGCUAAAUUUCAAUUUUCAGAAUAAAUAAGUGUUUGCGGUAAUCAAAUUGGGCUUCUGUUUUUAAUCUAUUAAAACCUCCUCACUUAAAAUAAAUAAGUAAAAUUGACGCUAUGCUUUUACGUCCUGUGUCAUUUCACACACACUCUUCGGUUCACCUUUAUUUCGGUGUACCCGGAUUAUCUGUGUAAUGUAACUAAAUUGUCAUUUUCAUUAGCAAAAAAAAAAAAAAAGUUGUAUGGUAUGUGCCUUUUUUAUAUCUUGGCAGGUAGGAAUAUUCUUUUUGGAAGCAGAAAUCAGGGAAGAUUUGUUGGAAAUGCUGAACUCUUGUUAACGUACAGGUGUUAGACCUGCUCAGGGCGCAGGAAUCCUUCUCAAGAGCUUGGGUCCAGGUCUUCACAGGUACCUGCUCCACCUUCUCAGUGCCCAGUUUCUCUGGGUUGAGUAGGGAGACCUGAACUGGGUCACCUCACCUGGAAGAGCCUAUGGGUUCCCACCUGCACCCUUUCCAGGCAGAAACACCUGAAUAGGAACUUUAAAUGUACAAUAUAUAUGUAGCAAAACCUCUCCAACAGUUAGUAUUUUUAUUAGAAGAAUGCAUGCUUUCCAUAAUUUUUUUUCCUCGCAUCAACAUCGUUAGGCUGUUUAUAAGAUAGAAACCUAUUUUGCACUGAAGAUAAUGGCAGAUCAUGUUACUGAAGUGGUGGCUUUUUUCUUUGUUUUUAUGUUUCUCCCUUUGUAGUCAGGAUGGAUUUGGGAUUUUGUUUGUUUUUUUUAAAUGUAUACUCCCAAUUGUGACAAUACAGUUAAUGGUUACCAAGGGAACAAACCAGAAUUUGUUCAUAAUGUGUGCCACCUCUGUGGCAGAGGACCAAUUUAAAAGAAUAUGGGUUUUUGUUGUUGUUGUUGUCGUUGAUCACUUCCCCUACAGUUUUGAUACUUAUAUUCAGAUGGGAUAGGAAGAUGAUGGUGUUUUAUGCGGCUCUUUGUAAAAUUCAGGGAUAUACUGUACUUUGACAGCAUUGGAUAUAGAUCAAUUUUUAAGGUCUCAUUCACAAGUAGUUUAAAAACCUGUAAUCGAAGUUGGUGUAAGGUUGUUGUCCAUAAUUGGGGAUGAGGCGUGCUUUCUAUUUCCAAUCAUGAAUGAAAUUUACAUGGAAAAAUAAAACACAGUAGGACAUUUCAUUUUAAGCUAUUCUGUUUUUUUUAUUAAAAUUACUCCAGUGGGAGUGUUGCUGAUUGUGUACAAAAUUGUACAAACUGCAGCCACACAGUCUGUGUUGGGUUUUUGUUUGUUUCUGUGUUUUUUUCAUUUUACCUUUUUUUUUUUUUUUUUACUUUGCGUACAAGCAAGCAUAUAAAAAUGGCAACAAACUGCACACAACUUAACGAAAAAGUCUUAAAUAUUGCCAAACAUUAAAUGUUGAUUUCUAAUUAUUUAUUUUGGGGGAAUGUAUAGUAUUUGAAAACUGAAAUUGGUACCUUGCACACAUCAUCUGUAAGCUGUUUGGUUUAAAAUACUGUAGAUAAUUAACCAAGGUAGAAUGACCUUGUAAUGUAACUGCUCUUGGGCAAUAUUCUCUGUACAUAUUAGCUACAACAGAUUGGAUUUUAUGUUGACAUUUGUUUGGUUAUAGUGCAAUAUAUUUUGUAUGCAAGCAGUUUCAAUAAAGUUGGAUCUUCCUCUGCUA
Molecule: messenger RNA, 3721 nt
Organism: Notechis scutatus (mainland tiger snake)
Lineage: Eukaryota; Metazoa; Chordata; Lepidosauria; Squamata; Elapidae
Source: RefSeq, a predicted model, not a curated record